Molecule: messenger RNA, 1539 nt
Organism: Lichtheimia ornata
Lineage: Eukaryota; Fungi; Mucoromycota; Mucoromycetes; Mucorales; Lichtheimiaceae
Exons: 9
Coding region: 1-1539 (512 amino acids)
Molecular function (GO): acyl-CoA dehydrogenase activity; heme binding; flavin adenine dinucleotide binding
Source: RefSeq, a predicted model, not a curated record
AUGGCCCCACUCAAAACCUUUACUCGUGAAGAAGUCAGUCGUCAUGCAGCUGAGAACGACCUCUGGAUCAUCAUUGACGGCUCUGUUUAUGACAUGAGUGUCUUUAUUGACAUGCAUCCUGGUGGUGCAUUCCCCAUUCUCGAAUUUGCCGGCAAGGAUGCCACCGAUGCUUUCUAUGGUCUUCAUCGUCAAGAGGUGCUCCUCAAGUACAACCGUUACAAGAUUGGUACUAUCGCUGGCGAGACCCCUCAAAUCGAGUUCCGUGAAGCUGGUAGUUUGACCAAGGUGCCUUAUGGUGAACCAAGUGCCUGGAUGGGUUUUCGGUCGCCCUAUUACACUGAAGGUCAUAUCAAGUUCCGUUCAGCUGUACGCAAGAUUGUGGAUGAAUUGAUCCCUGAAGCACAAGAACUUGAAAACGCUGGUGGCCGUAUCCCUGAUGAAUUCCAACAAAAGCUUGGUGAAACGGGCUUGUUGGCAGCCAACAUUGGUCCUGGCAAAUGGUUACGUGACUUUAAUGUCAAGCUCCCUGGUGGCAUUUCUCCUGAGGAAUAUGAUUACUUCCAUGAGACGAUUGUUCACGAAGAAAUGGCUCGUAUGGGUGCCAAGGGUACUGUUACUGGCUUGACGGGUGGUAUGACCAUCUCAGUUCCCACCAUCAUCAACUUUGCUUCCGAUGCUCUCAAGGCUAAGGUCAUCCCUCCUGUUUUGGCUGGCAAGAAGCGUAUGGCAUUGGCAAUCACUGAGCCUUAUGCGGGAAGUGACGUUGCCAGCAUUCGUACUACUGCCAAACGUACUCCUUGUGGCAAAUUCUUUAUCGUCAAUGGUGUGAAAAAGUGGAUCACUACAGGUCAUUUUGCCGAUUUCUUCUCGGUUGCAGUGCGCACUGACAAGGGCAUCUCCAUGUUAUUGGUUGAACGCAGCGAGGGUCUCGAGACCAAGCCUAUCAAGACUUCAUACGCAUCCACUGCUGGUACCGCUUAUGUCACUUUUGAUAAUGUCAAGGUCCCUGUUGAAAACAUGCUUGGCAAGGAAGGCCGUGGUAUGUACUAUGUCUUGUCCAAUUUCAACCAUGAGCGUUGGUCCAUGAUCGUGGGAGCAUGUAUGGCUGGUCGUUUGGCUGUCGAAGAAUGCUUCAAGUGGGCUAUGCAACGCAAGGUCUUUGGUAAGCGCCUUGUUGAUCAACCCGUCAUCCGUAACAAGCUUGCAAAGAUGAUUGCUGCUGUUGAAAGCGUUCAAAGCUGGACCGAUAACAUCACCUACCAAAUGUGCCACAUGGAUUACAAGGAACAAGCCGAUAAGCUUGCAGGCCCAAUUGCAUUGUGCAAGUACCAGGUUACCCGUAUGUUACAUGAUGUCAGUGAUGAUGCUUGCCAGAUCUUUGGUGGCCGUGCUAUUACUCAGACUGGUAUGGGUCGCAACAUUGAGGCACUUCAACGUACAUACAAGUUCACUGCCAUUUUGGGCGGCUCUGAAGAAAUCAUGGCUGACCUUGGUGUGCGCCAGGCCAUGAAGAAGUUCCCUACCGAUGCACGCUUGUAG